Molecule: messenger RNA, 1659 nt
Organism: Leptonychotes weddellii (Weddell seal)
Lineage: Eukaryota; Metazoa; Chordata; Mammalia; Carnivora; Phocidae
Source: RefSeq, a predicted model, not a curated record
CCCCGGGAGGGCCCGGCGGGGAACGGCGACCCGAGCGUCGGUCGCGCCGCCGCGGCGCCCGGGGACGGGCAGGCGGCUGAGUCCUUGCUGGCCCCCAUGGAGGUGGGGGAGGAGCCGCCGGAGAAGGCGGUGCGCGCCCGCACGGCCAAAGACCCCAACACCUAUAAGGUGCUCUCGCUGGUAUUGUCAGUCUGUGUGUUAACAACAAUCCUUGGUUGUAUAUUUGGGUUGAAACCCAGCUGUGCCAAAGAAGUGAAAAGUUGCAAAGGUCGCUGUUUUGAGAGAACAUUUGGCAACUGCCGCUGUGAUGUUGCUUGCGUUGACCUUGGAAACUGCUGUCUGGAUUACCAGGAGACAUGUAUAGAACCAGAACGUAUAUGGACUUGCAGCAAAUUCAGGUGUGGGGAGAAAAGGUUGUCCAGAAGCUUGUGCUCCUGUUCAGAUGACUGCAGGGACAAGGGCGACUGUUGUGUCAACUUCAGGGCCGUGUGCCAAGGAGAGAAAAGUUGGGUAGAAGAAACUUGUGAGAGCAUUAAUGAGCCACAGUGUCCAUCAGGGUACAUACCAUCAACAAUUAAUUCUUAUCUUUGUCCCCCCUCAGUUGAUUAUGAAGACCUUGCCAGAAAUCUUUCUUGCCGGGAACCAAACCAGCACUUCAAACCUUACCUGAAACAUUUCUUACCCAAGCGUUUGCACUUUGCCAAAAGUGACAGGAUUGAGCCCUUGACAUUCUAUUUGGACCCUCAGUGGCAACUUGCAUUGAAUCCUUCAGAAAGGAAACAUUGUGGAAGUGGAUUCCAUGGUUCUGACAAUUUGUUUUCAAAUAUGCAAGCCCUCUUUAUUGGCUACGGACCUGGAUUCAAGCACAGCCUUGAGGUUGACUCCUUUGAAAAUAUCGAAGUCUAUAAUUUAAUGUGUGAUUUACUGAAUUUGACACCUGCUCCUAAUAACGGAACUCAUGGAAGUCUUAACCACCUUCUAAAGAACCCUGUUUACACCCCAAAGAAUCCCAAAGAAGUCCACCCCGUGGUACAGUGCCCCUUCACAAGAACCCCCAGACGUAACCUUGACUGCUCGUGCCAUCCCUCAGUCUUGCCAGUUGUGGAUUUUGAGAUACAGUUGAAUUUGACUGUGGCAGAAGAGAAGGUUAUUAAGCGCAGCACUUUACCUUAUGGAAGACCCAGAGUUCUCCAGACGAACACCUCGGUCUGUCUUCUCUACCAGCACCAGUUUGUGAGUGGUUAUAGCCAUGACUUCCUGAUGCCCCUUUGGACCUCUUACACCGUCCACAGAAAUGACAGUUUCUCUGCAGAAGACAUUUCCAACUGUCUUUACCAGGAUCUUCGAAUUUCUCUUAGUCCUGUCCAUAAGUGUUCAUUUUAUAAAAAUAACGCUGAGCUGAGUUAUGGGUUCCUCUACCCACCACAACUAAAUAAAGGUUCAAAUCAACUAUAUUCUGAAGCAUUGCUGAAUACUAAUAUAGUGCCAAUGUACCAGAGUUUUCAAGUUUUAUGGCGCUACCUUCACAGCACCCUUCUGCAGAGGUAUGCGGAAGAAAGAAAUGGCGUCAAUGUUGUCAGCGGUCCCGUGUUUGACUCUGAUUACGAUGGAUGUUAUGAUUCCUCGGACACCCUGAAGGGGUAAGAACAUACUUCAUUU